Molecule: messenger RNA, 2121 nt
Organism: Suillus clintonianus
Lineage: Eukaryota; Fungi; Basidiomycota; Agaricomycetes; Boletales; Suillaceae
Exons: 6
Coding region: 1-2121 (706 amino acids)
Source: RefSeq, a predicted model, not a curated record
AUGUCCACUAACUCUACCACCAUUACUCCUCAGCCCAGUUUCUACGGUGACUAUGAAAAGGGUGAAGAGCCUACCGACUGGAUCCGCAAAUACCAACUCUCAUUCCCAUCCUCAUAUUCGGAUGGCGAGAAGAUUGCUCGUUUCGAAUUGCAGGCGGUAACAUUGAAAGAAGAAGAAAUAGGAAUAAUGAUAGAGGAAGAUCGAGGAAGGGAGUGGGGACAUGUCAAGUGGGCAAAGAAGGUAUUGAGAAUGGCGCAGGGAUUCAACGACACUCAAUGCCACCUACUGGACGUCGUAUUGGAAAACACGCCGGAAGUAUUGAGGGAUUUCUUGUUGGAUAACUACACCACCUGGACAGACUUCGAAACGGACGUCGCAAAGGUAUCGGCAUCACAACUGGUGAAGGCAAAGCAGCGACUUGUGACGGAGCGCAAACUGAGAGAAGACGUGGACAGACUGCAAAGUCAGGCAGGCAGCGCGAGGAAAACAACAUCACCAUUGCGCUCCCAACCAAGCCAAGCACCAUACACCUCGUCGCCAGCAUAUAGGCAAGGAUAUCGCUACAGCACACAGGCGAUGACAACUGGUCAACCUCAGCCAGCAGCGCCUCCUCCCAUAUUCCAAAACGCAGCUCCUCCCCAAGUCCCACAGACCCCACAAGCAACCAACCCGUUUGCACCAGCAGCUCCCAUGACAAGAGGCAACCUAUUCUACGGCUACCGUGGCUACCCGCAAACACCAACCCGUAAUCGGGGCGGUUCACCAGCAGAAAGGUCACGACUCGCAGCUCAAUAUGCGACAAUCCCACACCACGUAGAUUCGGAGGCGGGUAGACAAGCUUAUACCCAACAGGUCCAAGACUGGCACGCACAGAACGGAAACCAAAUGGCGAGAGACAGUGUCGAGGUUAGUCUCCAGGACGUUGGCAUCGACGAGCACGCCAGGUCCGGCCACAAGCAUCCAGUUCGUAGCCCCAACGGCAGGUCCACCCAUGAGCACACAUUACGCAGCACCACCAGUAGCAUACCCUCAGUACUCAUACUAUCCAGACCCAUACGAGGCAUACAAUGUCGCGGGAAACGAUUACGGACCGCAGCAGUAGGGGACCUACCUGCGGUCCCGAAGGCAGAAACACCAACACUAGGGGAAGAAGAACCAGACCCAAACGUUGGAGACCCCUGCCCGUCCCCCAAUCUCACCGAUAUCGCAUGCAGCCUCCCAUCAUCAGCACCAUUCUCAGCCUUCACAUCCCAAUUCAACACUUCGGUUCUUAAUACGCCAAUAUCCCAGAAUCAAGAGGUAACAAGCAAUGAAGAAAUGAACGAUGACUUCGUGAUCCCCACUAUAGAACUCAAUUCGUCACACCCCGCUGAUGAGGAUGGGGCGUCAUCACGCACAACUUCAGACUCAAAUUCAUUUCACCUCGAGCUACCGUUCUCAGAUUCCGACUUCAGUUUCAUUUCCGCACCUAGUCCUUCAGAAUUCCCUGCCAGUACCUGUCCCCACGACGAAUCACUUGAAUCCUUGGAAGUUGCCAAGACAUCAGAGUCAUCAAAUGUUAUAUCUGACGUAAUAGUUGAGAGUAUUCCCGUCGAUAGCUCCAUAUCCAUGCUAAGUGUUGUAUCUACCGUUGAAUCAAACCCACCUUCUGACUGUUAUACAAGUGCGAAUGAACAAACCGUAGUCGAUCUCUACAACGUUUCAGAACAUACCGAACCCAGCCCCAAGACAGAAAGCACACCAUUCAUCACGCGAAUCAUCCUACACGGGCCAGGCACCUUCACCGUCCUACCCAAGCAAACAGUUGGAUGCGCACAUCGAAGCCUUGUCUCAAGCGGGAGCCCACAUACCAGCGAUCCCAAGCCAAAGAACCAACCAGAAGACCCCAUAGUAGGACCAGUACUUAACGACGAAGAAGACAGCAACCUAGGAGAAGUACCGGACUUUCCCGUACCAACGUCAACGAAUGUAUUUACCCGGCAUACUGACCCGUUCAAUCCCGCAAGAGUAGCGGAAGUACUUCGACAAAUCAAGAUAGGCGAGGACUUAAGCCCGGAACAACGAACUAAGCGAAGUAUUCCCAGUGGACUUCAAGACAUUCAAACUGACCUUCCCAGCUGA